Messenger RNA from Cryptosporidium ubiquitum, 888 nucleotides. RefSeq lists its product as uncharacterized. NCBI's taxonomy places the organism in Eukaryota, Apicomplexa, Conoidasida, Eucoccidiorida, Cryptosporidiidae. The transcript has a single exon. The coding region runs from base 1 to 888 and encodes 295 amino acids. The record is from RefSeq and is a predicted model, not a curated record.
AUGCGAAAGGUAAAUUUCUUUUUCAAUUUAAAACCAUUUUCUGAGAGUUUAAAGAAAGAAAGUAUAGAAUGUGUGAAGGAGAUUGCUGAGAGAAUGAUGGAAUAUCUCGAUACUUUUGGUGAAAAAAUUGUCGAUCAAAAAAAAUUUUGGCAGACAAUUGACUAUAAGCUGGUAAGACGAGUUGUUGGUAAAAUCAAUCAUUUUGAGUUCUGGUUAGAAAAUAAUGGAAUAAUGGAAAUCCCUGAUGUAAUUUUGAAAGAAUAUAUAUACUUGAUGGCAUUAGUUGAUGAUUCAAAAUUCAUUGAUGUAGAUAAGACGGAUAAUGUUUUAACUUCCAAUGAAUCUCCAAUUGUUGAAGAUGGCGAGAAUAAAGAAGCAAAUAUCGACUCACUAAUCGCUGAUAUUAACUCAACAAUUAUGCAGACUAGAGUAAUAUUAUCUGAAAUUGAAAAACUUGGUAAAAUACUAGAGCAGAAAAAAAGCCAAUUAAACAACCGAAUUAAGGGCCAACAAAUUGUACAGGUGUUCAGCCCAAUUAUUGACGACUUAAAAAUUAAGUAUGAUAACAUUAGAAAUGAAGGCACUAUGAAAAGCUUUCAAAAACUAAUUAAUGAGUUUUGCAGUGCAUUGGAAGAGAGAAAUGAGUUAAGAUAUAGACUUGUCCAUGGAGAAGAUAAGAUUGAAAUCUCAAAUUCCAUUGGCAAGAAGGAAAUAGACCAGGAAGUUUCUAUUGAUCAAAAUGCCGAUAUGGAUUCAAAUAAUUCUCAGAACCAAGUUAAUGAUAGUGUGAAUAGUUUACAAGAAAAGUCCAAAAGAUACACUUCUGUUGUAGACAAAAAUGCAAUGAAGUUAUUUGCAAGAUGGAGCCUUCCAAACCAUCCUGGCUAA